Molecule: messenger RNA, 8238 nt
Organism: Bombina bombina (fire-bellied toad)
Lineage: Eukaryota; Metazoa; Chordata; Amphibia; Anura; Bombinatoridae
Gene: FN1
Product: fibronectin 1
Exons: 46
Coding region: 88-7566 (2492 amino acids)
Biological process (GO): nervous system development; cell-substrate junction assembly; heart development
Cellular component (GO): extracellular region
Molecular function (GO): integrin binding; proteoglycan binding
Source: RefSeq, a predicted model, not a curated record
UGCUUCUGAUUUUAUCUUCAGUAGUUGGUUUUACUGCCACAGUGAAUCGCGCACGGACGUCCACACACCGUGCUUUUUUCACUCGCCAUGAAGAUGCCCCGAGGGCCCUUGGCAGGGCUGCUCUUGGUACUAUGCUUGAGCGCCGUGGUUCGUGCUUUACCCAAGAGGAGCAAGACCCGCAGACAAGUACAGCAAAGCGGACAACAGCAAGUACCAUUGGAUACUUACCAGAAGGGCUGCUAUGAUAAUGGAAUAUACUACCAAAUCAACCAACAGUGGGAACGAACCUACCUUGGCAACACCCUGGUGUGUACCUGUUAUGGAGGAGGUAGAGGCUUCAACUGUGAAAGUAAACCAGAGAAGGAAGAAACUUGCUUUGACAAGUACACUGGAAAAACUUACCAAGUUGGGAAUACAUAUGAGCGGCCUAAAGAUAGCAUGAUUUGGGACUGUACAUGCAUUGGAGCAGGAAGAGGAAGGAUCAGUUGCACCAUUGCAAAUCGCUGCCAUGAGGGUGGAAAUUCAUAUAAAAUUGGAGACACAUGGCGUAGGCCGCAUGAAUCUGGGGGUUAUAUGCUGGAAUGUGUAUGCCUUGGCAAUGGGAAGGGCGAAUGGACCUGCAAGCCCAUAGCUGAACGGUGUUAUGACAACACAGCUGGGACAUCCUACGUGGUAGGACAGACAUGGGAAAAGCCAUACCAAGGCUGGAUGAUGGUUGACUGUACAUGCUUGGGAGAAGGCAAUGGACGCAUUACAUGUUCAUCCAAAAAUAGGUGUAAUGAUCAGGACACAACAACCUCCUACCGAAUUGGAGAAACUUGGACCAAAACUGAUUCAAGAGGGAACUUGCUACAAUGUAUCUGUACAGGGAACGGGCGAGGGGAGUGGAAGUGUGAAAGACACUCCUCUUUGCAAGCAUCUGGAGUUGCUUCAAACACUUACACAAACAUCCAAACUGCAGUCUAUCAACCUGAAGGACACGUGGAGCCCUUUGGCCACUGUGUGACUGACAGUGGGACUCUGUAUGCCAUUGGCAUGAGAUGGAUAAGGGCACAAGGAAGCAAACAAAUGCUCUGUACCUGCCUUGGCAAUGGUGUUAGCUGUGAAGAGAUGGUCGCAACAGUAACUUUUGGUGGCAAUACCAAUGGGGAGGCUUGUGCAAUCCCCUUCAUACACAAUGAAAAGACUUAUUAUGCCUGCACAACUGAUGGACGUCAAGAUGGGAAGUUGUGGUGUUCAACUACCUCUAACUAUGAUCAGGAUAAAAAUUACUCCUUCUGUACAGAGCAGAUAAUGUUGGUACAAACACGAGGUGGUAACUCUAAUGGAGCUCUCUGCAGCUUUCCAUUUUUGUAUAACAAUCGGAACUAUACAGACUGCACCUCUGAGGGCCGCCGGGAUAAUAUGAAAUGGUGUGGAACUACAAUCAACUAUGAUGUGGAUCAGAAAUUUGGCUUCUGUCCCAUGGCAGCUCAUGAAGAAAUAUGCACAACAAAUGACGGUGUCAUGUACCGUGUGGGUGAUCAGUGGGACAAACAGCAUGACCAAGGGCACAUGAUGAGGUGCACAUGUGUAGGGAACGGGCGUGGGGAAUGGAACUGCAUUGCUUAUUCACAGCUCAAAGAUCAGUGUAUUGUGGAUGGCAUCACUUAUGAUGUGAACCAAACUUUCUCUAAGAAGCAUGAUGAAGGUCACUUGAUGAACUGCUCAUGCUUUGGGCAGGGGCGUGGGCGGUGGAAGUGUGAUGCUAUAGAUCAAUGCCAGGACACUGAAACAAAGCAGUAUUACCAGAUUGGAGAUUCUUGGGAUAAAAAUGUACAAGGAGUAAGAUAUCGGUGUUACUGCUAUGGUAAAGGAAUUGGAGAGUGGCACUGUCAACCUUCGCACACUGACCCAGCUGGAACCGGACCCGUGCAAGUAAUAAUCACAGAAAGUGCCAACCACCCCGACUCUCAUCCCAUCCAAUGGACUACUCCUCAGUCUUCUCAUAUCAAGCAGUACACCCUGAGAUGGAGACCAAAAAACAAGAAUGUAGCAUGGAAACAAGCAACCAUCCCUGGUCACCUAAAUUCGUAUACCAUCUCUAGCCUGAAGCCUGGAGUGUUAUAUGAAGGCCAGCUGGUCAGCAUUUUGCAAUACGGACAGAAGGAAGUCACCCGUUUUGAGUUUACCACUACCAUAAUUCCGCAAGGUCAAGCGGAGACAGGUGAAACUACCCCACCACCCGCUGUUGUGGCCACAUACGAGUCUGUGACGGAGAUCACUUCUAGUAGCUUUGUAGUGUCCUGGGUUUCUGCAUCUGAUACAGUGUCUGGUUUCCGUGUAGAGUAUGAGCUCAGUGAGGAUGGAGAUGAAAAACGCUAUGUGGACCUCCCCAACACUGCCACAUCAGUGAAUAUCCUAGACCUGCUUCCAGGCCGUAAAUACAAUGUAAAUGUGUACAGUAUUACACAUGAGGGUGAUGAGAGCCUUAUCCUGUCUACAACUCAGACUACUGCUCCUGAUACUCCCCCUGAACAUGUUGUACAAAGUGUUGAUGACACAUCCAUUGUUGUUAGCUGGACUAAACCUCAAGCUCCUAUCACAGGUUAUCGGAUUGUGUAUACUCCAACAGUGGAAGGUAGCAGCACAGAACUCAUUCUCCCCGAAACUGCUACCUCUGUAACCUUGUCAGAGCUUCUUCCUGGCAUUGAAUACAAUAUAACUAUCUAUGCAGUGGAAGAGAACCAAGAGAGCACUCCAAUUAUUAUACAGCAGGAGACUACUGGAACACCUCUGAAAGUGGAAGUCCCAUCUCCCAAAGACCUGCAGUUUUUGGAUGCAACUGAUGUAAAGAUAGUCAUCACAUGGACACCUCCUCAAAGUAAGGUGACAGGCUACCGUGUUGCAGUGACCCCUGUAAAUCCUGCUGGAAGAGAUGUGCAGAACCUUCCAGUUAGCAGGAGUACACUUGCUGAGGUCAUCAACUUGAACCCUGGAACUACCUACUCUUUUGAAGUGUAUGCAGUAAGCCAUGGACAGGAAAGCCCACCUCUAGUUGGAGAGUACACAACCAAACUGGAUGCUCCACAUCACCUAGAGUUCACUAAUGUAACUGAAUCUGCAGUCCUUGUUGUAUGGACACCACCGCGUGCCAACAUAGGGCGCUAUUUGCUGACUAUAGGAGAGACCAAAGGAGGACAGCCAAACCAGUUCAAUGUGGCCUCCUCUGCAACAAGCUAUAAACUGAAGAACCUCCUGCCGGCCACAGAGUAUGUUGUGUCCCUUGUGGCUCUAAAAGGCAAUCACCGGAGUACCACCACCUCAGGAACCUUCUCAACCUUGGAACCUGUUGGAUCAAUCCCCUCUUAUAGCACAGAGGUCACGGACACAACUAUUGUAAUAACAUGGACACCAGCGCCUAGAAUAGGCUUCAAGCUGGAUGUAAGACCAAGCCUGGGUGGAGAGGCUCCUAGGGAGGUCAUCUCAGAGUCUGGCAGCAUUGUGAUCUCUGGCCUGACUCCUGGAGUGGAAUACACCUACAGCAUAUCUGUUCUGAAGGAUGGUGUUGAGAAGGAAACUCCAAUCACAAAGACAGUCAUAACACCCCUCUCUCCACCUACUAACCUGCGUCUCAAGCUAAGCCCAGAUUCUGCUACCCUCACUGUAUUCUGGGACAGGAGCAUAUCCCCAGGUGUCACUGGGUACAGAAUAACUACAGAACCCACACACGGACAGCAAGGCAGCUCUCUGGAGGAAGAGGUGGAUGAAACCCUUACUUCCUGUGUCUUUGAGAACCUAAACCCUGGUGUGGAGUACAAUGUCAGUGUAUACACCGUUAAAGGGGAAGAAGAGAGCAUUCCACUCUCCAAAGUCAUCACCCCAGAAGUUCCCCAGCUCACUGACUUAAAGUUUGUCGAUAUAACCGAUUCGAGCAUUGACCUGAGGUGGACGCCCCUUAAUUCCUCCUCCAUAAUCGGCUACCGAAUCACUGUGGUGGCAGCAGGAGAAUCUGUCCCAGUCUAUCAAGAAUUUGUGGGCCCCAUGGAUGGGUAUUACAGGGUCUCAGGACUGGAACCCGGCAUUGACUAUGAGAUCAGCGUCAUAACACUCAUUAACGGCGGAGAGAGUGUCCCUACCACACUCAUACAGCAGACGGCUGUUCCUCCCCCAACUGACCUACGGUUUACCAACAUUGGCCCGGACACAAUGCGCAUAACAUGGUCACCUCCAUCAUCCAUUGAGCUGUCAAGUUUCCUUGUGCGCUAUUCUCCAGUAAAGAAUGUGGAAGAUGUUACGGAGAUGACUAUUUCACCUUUCCAAAGCAUGGUUGUGUUGCCAAAUCUUUUGCCAUUCACUGAAUAUCUUAUCAGUGUUUACUCUGUGUAUGAGGAGAGAGAGAGCACACCACUUGUUGCAUCUGCCAAAACUACUUUGGACUCCCCAACUGGCAUUGACUUUUCUGAAAUCACCCCCACCUCCUUCACCGUGCAUUGGAUCCCUCCUCGUGCUACAAUCAGUGGAUACAGAAUACGAUACCAGCUGGAGAGUGGCUCGGGACACCCCAGGGAAGAGAGGGUACCCCCUUCACGAAACUCAAUCACCCUUACCAACCUGAUUCCAGGCUCUGAAUACUUGAUCAGCAUUAUUGCUGUCAGUGGUCAACAAGAGAGUUUACCUCUUUCUGGGCAGCAAGCAACAGUAUCUGAUGUACCAACUGAUCUGGACGUAACCUCUUCCACUCCAAACACCAUCACCAUAGCCUGGGAAGCCCCUGCAGUCAAUGUGCGCUACUACAGGAUCACUUAUUCCCAAACAGGUGGUCAUGGUCCAGUCCAAGAAUUCACAGUGCCUGGUCAUUUCUCCACUGCCACCAUUAGAGACCUGAAACCAGGAGUAGACUACACAAUCACUGUUUAUGCAGUUACUGGGCGAGGAGAUAGCCCUGCAUCCAGCAAACCAGUCACCAUCAAUCACAGAACAGAUGUUGAUCAGCCAACUAAGAUGGAGGUAACUGAUAUCCAAGAUAACAGCAUACAUGUACGUUGGACACCUUCUCCAGGUCUGGUUACUGGCUACAGGGUCACCAGUACCCCAAAAGGUGGUCAGGGAGAGUCUAUUUCCCAGGUGGUUCCUCCAGAUCAAACCGAGAUGACCAUAGUGGGUCUGCAGCCAACAGUGGAAUACAUAGUGAGUGUAUAUGCACAGGGCGAGAACGGAGAGAGUGAACCAAUAGUGGAGACUGCUGUUACUAACAUUGACCGGCCAAAAGGACUGACAUUCACAGAUGUGGAUGUUGAUACCAUUAGACUGACUUGGGAGAUCCCAGAAGGGCAGGUCACCCGAUACCGGGUCACCUAUUCUAGCCCAGAGGAUGGAAUCCAAGAAUUGUUCCCAGCUCCGGAUGGGGAUGAUGACACUGCAGAACUACACGGUCUAACACCGGGCACAGAGUAUACUGUCAGCAUUGUGGCAUUGCAUGAGGACAUGGAGAGCAAGCCCCUGAUUGGAGUCCAGAACACAGCCAUUCCUGCUCCAACAAAUUUGAGGUUCUCUCAGGUGACUCCUAGUGGCUUGACUAUCAGCUGGUAUGCACCCAAUGUCCAGCUUACAGGGUACCGUGUACGUGUUAACCCCAAGGAGAAGACAGGCCCUAUGAAGGAAAUUGAGCUUCCUCCAAGUGUCACAACCACCUCAAUAACUGGGCUGAUGGUUGCCACCAAGUAUGAGGUGAAUGUUUAUGCUGUGAAGGAUUCCCUAACGAGCAAGCCACUGCAGGGAAUAAUCUCCACCCUUGAGAAUGUCAGCCCACCUCGGCGUCCACGUAUUACUGAUGUAACCGAGAAUACAGUCACAAUUGCCUGGCGCACAAAGACUGAAACAAUCACAGGUUUUCAGAUUGAUGCAAUCCCUACUGGGGGUCAGAAUCCUGUUCAAAGAAUCAUUAACCCAGAUGUUAGAACUUAUACUAUCACAGGUCUUCAACCUGGCACAGAUUACAAGAUUCAUCUGUACACUUUAAAUGACAACGCUCGUAGCUCUCCGGUGACUGUUGAUGUAUCUACAGCUGUGGACUCUCCUUCCAAUCUCCGUUUUCUGACAACCACUGACAACUCUUUGCUAUUCACCUGGCAGUCUCCUCGUUCCCGAAUCACAGGGUACAUCAUAAAGUAUGAGAAAACUGGUGGGUUACCAAAGGAGCUUCUUCCACGUAUCCCAGCAGGAACCACAGAGGCCACAAUAACCAAUUUAGAACCUGAUACAGAGUAUGUCAUUCAGAUUAUUGCUGUAAGGAAUAAUCAGAAGAGCGAGCCUCUAACUGGACACAAGAGGACAGAUUCGCUACCCCGCUUGGUGACCCUACCUCAUCCAGGCCAGGGCCCUGAAAUCCUGGAUGUACCCUCCAAUACAGAAAACAUACCCCUCAUCGCUGAAACAAAGUUUGACAAUGGCAAUGGUAUCCAACUUCCAGGCUCUGGAGGGCAACAACCCAGUUCUGGACAUGAAGGGCAACAGAUCUUCAUUGAAGAGCAUGGUUUUAGAAGCCCGACCACGUCCACCACUGCCGUCCCACUGAGGCCAGGACAAUUUACUCCUGGUCAGCACCAGCCUGGACAGUACACUCCUGAGCAACGCAUUCCACAGGUGAGGGAGGACAUUGACCUGGAUAUUCAUUUCCCAGUGUCCAGGGGAGAUGGCCAUAGCCCUUCAUAUCCUCAUGGUAUUGGACCUCAGCACAAUGACACUGGAAAACAGGAACUGUCAUCACAGACCACCAUCUCUUGGAAGCCCCUACUAGAAACGACAGAAUACAUCAUUUCCUGCCAUCCUGUGGGACAUGAUGAAGCCCCACUGCAGUUUAAGGUCCCUGGAACUUCUAGCAGUGCUACCCUGAAUGGUCUGACCCGUGGGGCAACUUAUAACAUUAUUGUGGAGGCACUAAAAGGAUUAAACAAGCACAAGAUCUUAGAAGAACUGGUGACUGUCAGCAAUACCGUCCCUGAUGGUGGUCUGCAGCCUUCUGAAGAGACCUGCUAUGAUACAUUUAAUGGAGCUCAUUAUUCUGUGGGACAAGAAUGGGAGCGUAUGUCUGAGUCUGGUUUCAAAUUGUGGUGCAGAUGUCUAGGAUAUGGCAGUGGGCACUUCCGUUGUGACUCAUCCAAAUGGUGUCAUGAUAGUGGGGUGAACUACAGGAUUGGUGAGAAGUGGGACCGUCGUGGGGAAAAUGGGCGGAUGAUGAGCUGUACAUGCCUAGGAAAUGGAAAGGGAGAAUUCAAGUGUGAACCCCAUGAGGCUACAUGCUAUGAUGAAGGAAAGAUGUAUAAUGUAGGAGAGCAGUGGCAGAAGGAGUAUCUGGGUGCCAUCUGUUCAUGCACAUGCUACGGAGGACAACAAGGUUGGAGAUGUGAUAACUGCCGCAGACCAGGAGCUGCAAUUACCCCUGAUGGUACUGGGCAUACAGUGUCUCAAUUUGCACAGAGAUACCAACAGAGCACAAACUUUAAUAUGAACUGCCCCAUCGAGUGCUUCUUGCCCCUUGGUUAUUACCAGGUAGACACACAGCAAUCUGAACAGACCAAAAACUAAAUAACAUUGUAGCAGUAUUGCUGGAACCUACAGAGGCAUGGAGGUCAGAAGCGUCUGCUCCAGAGUUUUUUUGAAGUCAUUGCCUCUGAACAGAAAAUCCAAGUGCCUUCAAAAUUCACCUGAAGUAUUUCAUGCCAUUCAGUAUUCAAUGACUGUAAUUUUAUUUUGCUUUUAAACUGAUAGGGGGAAAAUAUAAGGGGUCUUUGUAAAAGGCAACUUUGUCCAUUAUAAAAUAACAUCAGGGCAGGAAAAGUGCAGAAUAUCCCCAGAUACAGUGUAGCUGGCCACAUUUGGUUAGAAAACCACAGGCUACAUUAGCAUGGACAGGGUAAUACAGGUAAACAUUAAAGGGACAUUCUCCUUAUCUAUUCAUAAUGCAGCACAAAACUGGCUGCUGCCGACCAAUCUCUACCAUAUGCACACUGUUAAUUUCUUUCAGCACAUACCUUACUAAUCCUGUACCCUCAGUGUUAUUUAUCAAUGUCUGCUUCCUCUCCAGAUGAAUUCCUCUAUUUUACUAUUGAAAAUUAAUUUUUGAAAGUGGUGGAGAAUGAAUAGGAUGUAAUUAUGGUUGGUGAUUUUAUAUAUAUUUUUUUGUUUUUAUACCAUAUGUGCCAAAGCUUUUACUACUGUGGAAAGAACUUCUUUUAAUAAAAAUAUCUUGAAAAUCAA